Messenger RNA from Cherax quadricarinatus, 436 nucleotides. The record is from RefSeq and is a predicted model, not a curated record. Lineage: Eukaryota; Metazoa; Arthropoda; Malacostraca; Decapoda; Parastacidae.
ACAGAUUUCCGAAUAUAUUUCCAAAAAAUACAUAAAAAACGUGAUUAGAGGUGGAUGUGGUUGCGAGUUGCUGUAGCUCCUCCCUCUCCCCCGCUGCCCGAGAUGACGACCAAAGAGACGGUACCAGCGGUGCAGGUGUACGGUAGGAAGAAAACUGCUACAGCGGUUGCUCACUGCAAGCGUGGACAUGGCUUGAUCAAGGUCAAUGGCCGGCCCCUGGAGCACAUUGAACCCAGGACUCUACAGUUCAAGCUGAUGGAGCCUGUCCUUCUCCUUGGAAAGGAGAGGUUUGCCAAUGUGUCAAUUCGUGUACGUGUGAAGGGUGGUGGCCACACAUCUCAGGUUUAUGCCAUCCGUCAAGCUAUUUCAAAGUCUCUAGUGGCCUACUAUCAGAAAUGUAAGUGAAAAAUGAUGGAAUAUUCAAUGUAAUGUCAGU